AUGCGCUCGGCACAGGAGCGAGCAGUGUUUCAGGUGAAGGACUCCCAUGAGUCAGCCAUGGAUGUGAGCGAAGACACCGUGGCAAGGAGGCUUGGGGCCACUAACAGAACAUGUUUGUAUUUCAUCAUCACCACCCUGGUUGCAUUACUCGUCUUUGCCUUAGCCACCAUCAUGGUCUUAGUCAUUCAGAAGACGGCAGCUGAUCCUGCUGCAGAGGGCAUUGCAAAACCAAUCAGGAAAGGGACUGCUUCUGAAGAAUAUUUAGGCAUCCUACUGAAUGUCGCUCCCAAGGAAGCUGCUGCGUACAUGAGAGUGUCCAGACCUGUAAAUGGUUCGAAAGUGAGCUUGGCAGAGAAGAGCGUUUGUGAAGGCAUCCACUGCAGGAGCGAUGAGCUGGUGAUAAGGAAGGGAGGCCUCUACUUGAUCUACUGCCACUUGAACUUUCACUUUCCCAGCAAUGCAAACAGCCCCACCGACCUCAAGAUGGAAUUCCUUGUGAAUGACAAAGUCAGCAGGCAAACACUGUCCACAUGGUGCGCGUCAGAAACGUGCCAAGAAAAGACUUUCAAGACCUUGUUCCAGCUUCACUUGACACACCUGAAGGUGAACGACCGACUAGCAGUAACACUGAAUCAUCCCAGAUUCCUGAAUGAAAUCUCUCUUCCCAAUGAAAACGUCCUUGGGGUCCUGAGGUACAGCGAGGAAAUGUGA
Molecule: messenger RNA, 711 nt
Organism: Pogoniulus pusillus (Red-fronted tinkerbird)
Lineage: Eukaryota; Metazoa; Chordata; Aves; Piciformes; Lybiidae
Product: tumor necrosis factor ligand superfamily member 8-like
Exons: 4
Coding region: 1-711 (236 amino acids)
Biological process (GO): CD8-positive, alpha-beta T cell differentiation; immune response
Cellular component (GO): membrane
Molecular function (GO): tumor necrosis factor receptor binding
Source: RefSeq, a predicted model, not a curated record